AUGGCGCCGUCGUCGAGAUUGACGAGAACUCGAUCCGCGCAGUUAGCGUCGGACGUUUUAGCGGCUGGGGAAUUAGACACCAUUCGAGCGUUGAGUCCAACGAGAAGAGGAGGAGGAGGAGGAGGAGGGAAAAUCACGACGACGAGAACGAAGACGACGAGAACGAAGAGUAGCGCUGCUGCUGGUAAAGAAGACGAAGCGGCGAGAUACGGGUUGACAAAUUCUGCGUCUGGGUUGACGAUUCCGACGAUGUUAACGCUCGCUCGCGUCGCCGCUAUUCCGGCGUUUGCGUAUAUGUAUUAUCAGACGACGGCGUGGUCGGCGCCGGGAUGUUGCUUCGUGUUCGUCUUGGCGGCGAUUACGGAUUGGUUGGACGGGUACUUGGCGAGAAAGUGGAACCAGUCCUCUGCUUUUGGUGCUUUCUUGGAUCCUGUGGCGGAUAAGUUGAUGGUUGCGUGCGCGUUGGUUUUGUUGUGUUCGUUAGAGCCGAAAGGCGUGUCGCAUCCGUACUUGGUCGCGGUGCCGAGUGCAAUCAUCAUCGGGAGAGAGAUUACGAUGUCCGCGUUGAGAGAGUGGGCGAGCGCGAAAGGCGGUGACGCUCACAAGGCGGUGAAGGUGAACAACCUCGGGAAGUGGAAGACGGCGACUCAGAUGGUUGCGAUUUCGGUUUUAUUGCUCGUGAGAGACGGGGCGCCGAAGGCGAUUGAAAGUUUCCUUCCGAAGAUGUUGGCGAGUGAGUUGACGAACGUCGGCGUGGUUACGUUAUGGGUGAGCGCGGCGUUGGCGGCGUUGAGUUUAUACGUGUACAUGGCACCGGUUCUAAAGUACAUGUUGGAGUAA
Molecule: messenger RNA, 840 nt
Organism: Bathycoccus prasinos
Lineage: Eukaryota; Viridiplantae; Chlorophyta; Mamiellophyceae; Mamiellales; Bathycoccaceae
Product: CDP-diacylglycerol--glycerol-3-phosphate 3-phosphatidyltransferase
Exons: 1
Coding region: 1-840 (279 amino acids)
Biological process (GO): glycerophospholipid biosynthetic process
Cellular component (GO): membrane
Molecular function (GO): CDP-diacylglycerol-glycerol-3-phosphate 3-phosphatidyltransferase activity
Source: RefSeq, a predicted model, not a curated record